AUGUCGACGUCAUUCGCGUCGUGCCAUACGCGCGCCGCAGCCACAGCGGGGCUCAUCCCCCGCUGCGCAGCAUCCGCGACUACCCAACUGCACCUCGUCUCCGCCACAGGCGCAACACCCACAGCCGCGUGCCGCGCCGUUACCCAUCAGCGUGCAGCUUUCCUCCCCCGCCCAGCCCUCUCCCCGCGCCACCUCUCCUCCACUUCCGCCCUCUCCCCAUCUCUCCACGCGCUCUCCGUUCGAUCCACCUCCGCGCGCCUACCGCCUCGCGCGCCCGGCGCAGUGCGCGUAAGCGCGCGCGGGGGAGGCGGAGACGGGAGCGUGGGGGUCCCGGAGCGCAUCCUCUCCGCCAGCGUCUACUUCCUCCCGCUCCUAGACGGCGCGCGUUACGCGCGAUUCCUCUACGCGCAAUACCCCUUCACGCGCGUGAUCCUCGACCCGAUCAUCCCGCUCGUUCAAGCUUACAACUCCUUCCCGUACGCCGGCCUCAUCCUCUUCUUCCUCCUCUAUCUCGCCGUCAUCCGCAACCAAAACCUCGACCGUUACGUGCGGUACAACGCGAUGCAGGCCGUGAUUCUCGAUAUCCUCAUGAUCCUGCCGUCUCUCAUCGAGCGCCUGUUCGCUGGCAACGACGGCAUCUCGCUACAGCUGACGAUUAUUUUCUACAACACCGUGUUUCUGUACCUCUUCGCGUGCUUCGUCUUCGGCGUCGUGUCGUGCCUCCUCGGGAAGACUCCCCGCUUGCCCAUCGUCGCGGAAGCCGCCGACGCGCAGUUCACCACAAUUCCCUCCCCAAUCCGUCACUGCCAUUUCCCUCUUCGCACCACCAUUUUCCCUGCUAUCUCAUCUGCGUUCCCCACUCACCUGUGUUCCCCUCACACCUCGAUAAUAUAUGGGACCCCUCAUUAG
Molecule: messenger RNA, 909 nt
Organism: Closterium sp. NIES-65
Lineage: Eukaryota; Viridiplantae; Streptophyta; Zygnematophyceae; Desmidiales; Closteriaceae
Source: the annotation of a GenBank genome assembly